Molecule: messenger RNA, 3122 nt
Organism: Helobdella robusta
Lineage: Eukaryota; Metazoa; Annelida; Clitellata; Rhynchobdellida; Glossiphoniidae
Exons: 25
Coding region: 116-2944 (942 amino acids)
Biological process (GO): mitotic recombination; mismatch repair
Cellular component (GO): nucleus; MutSalpha complex
Molecular function (GO): ATP binding; ATP-dependent DNA damage sensor activity; mismatched DNA binding
Source: RefSeq, a predicted model, not a curated record
CUCUUGAACGCGCCACAUUCCAAUCUAAACAACAGUUAAUAGAAUUUAAUUAGUGAGAGGUUUGUUGAUUGAAAUCUAAUAAAAUUUUGUUGCUAUUUCCGUGGAGUUUUGUUUGAUGAUGGCGGCCAUGGAAGUUGAUGAUGCCACGGAUAUUAAACUAGAUUCCCUUCAAGAAGAGUAUGGCUUCAUCAACUAUUAUAAGUCCUUACCAGAGAAAUUGGCUUCAACUGUUCGAUUUUUUGACAGAAGUGAUUACUGGACGGUUCAUGGCAGUGAUGCAUUGUUUGUGGCCAAUGAAAUCUUCAAGACCAUCACAGCUAUCAAAUAUUUAUCAUCAGGCAACAAGACUUUAGAGUAUGUUGUAGUGAAGAGAGGAAAUUUCGAAUCAGUGAUUAGGGACCUGCUACUCGUCAAGCAGUACAGAAUUGAGGUUUACAAGUCAAAAAGUUUGAAAACUCAAGAGUGGGUUCUAUCUUACAAGGCCUCACCAGGCAAUUUGAGUCAAUUUGAGGAUCUGUUGUUUGGUGGCUCGAGUGACGAGUCAGCCAGAUGUGGUCUCAUAUCAAUCAAAUCAAGCAAGAUUGCCGAUCAGAAUGUGGUGGGGAUUGCAUUUUGCGACGUGGCAGCCUGUAAAUUUGUAGUCUGCCAGCUGGUUGAUGACGACCGACACGGUAAUGUCGAGUCAGUCGUUGUACAGUUGAGGCCAAGGGAGUGUCUUCUGUGUGAAGGCUUUGCUGGUUCUGUUGGCGGGGCAGGUGAUGAAAGUUUGCAGGCUGUUCUGCAAAGGAAUGGCGUAACUGUUACUGAGAGGAAGAAAAGUGAUUUUGAGAGUAGUGGCAUUGCACUUGACAUGAAUAGACUUUUAAAGUUCCCUAAAUCAUCUCAAAACCCAACUUUCGCCACAUACUCUGAGGCCAACUUGACGGUGGCAUUGUCGUCUCUUAGUGCUUCGAUAAAAUAUCUUGAUUUACUAUCAGACGCAAGUUACUUCAAUCAGUUCCACAUCUCGACAUUUCAGUUUGGAAAUUUUGUAAAGUUGGAUGGUGCUGCUAGCAGAGCCUUAAAUCUCUUACCCUCUCCACAAGAUGGCCCAGGUUCUCAUAGAAGCAUGUUCACUUUGCUGAACAGAUGCAGAACUCACGUUGGCCAAAAACUCCUGUCAAGCUGGAUCCAUCAACCCCUCGUUGAUCCCAAUCAAAUUGACGAUCGUCUAGACAUACUGCAACGUCUGAUAGACAAUUCAGAGUUGAGAGCCUGUCUACAUGAUGACCUCCUCAGACGUACUCCAGACUUACAAAUGGCUGCCCGAAAACUUCAAUCCAAGAAGGCUGGUCUCAUGGAAUGCUACAAAAUAUACAAGGUGGUCGAAGUUUUGCCUAAAUUUGUUGAAGUUUUAGGAAGAUGUGAAGAAGAGGAUGAAGAUGGUGGAAUGGUAAAUAAGAGAUGUGCUAAGUGGAGAGAGUUAUUUGUGGAUCCUAUGAAGGAGUUGAUUAGUGACUUCGGCAAAUUCAAAGAAAUGGUUGAAACGACAUUGGACCUCGAGAAAGUUGACGACAACGAGUUCCUUGUCAAAUCAGAUUUUGAUGAAUCGCUUCAAAGUCUGAGUGAGCAAAUGCUAGAAGUUGAAGGCAAGAUGACAAAAGAAUUCAAUAAGGCCGCCCGCGAUUUAGGUCUUGAGACAAACAAGACGAUAAAGCUGGAGGCCACUACGCAGCUGGGAUACUUUUUUAGAAUCACAAGGAAGGAAGAGAAGUGUCUGCGCGGCAACGAACGCUCCUACCACACUCUCGACACGAACAAGGGUGGCGUGCGAUUUCGAAGCGUGCCUCUUGAAACCCUCAAUGAUAGAUAUCUGUCCCUGAAGGAAGAGUUUGUUGAGCAGCAGAAAGGUGUCGUUGUCGAAAUUGUCUCUGUUGCUUGUGGAUACGUUGAACCACUAUCCAGCUUGAUAGAAUUGAUAGCCCAAAUAGAUGUUUUCGUCUCAUUGGCUGUUGCCUCUUUAGAUGGCCCCUCCCCCUACGUUAGGCCCAAUAUAAUUAGAGAAGGAGUUAGAAAAUUGAAACUUCUUGGAGUUCGACAUCCAUGCCUUGAAAGACAGGAUGGCGUUGCUUUCAUUCCUAAUGACGUCAUCAUGUCUUCCGACGACAAAACCUUUCACAUUGUCACUGGGCCAAACAUGGGAGGAAAAUCAACGUACAUCAGAUCGGCAGCUAUGGUUGUUCUAAUGGCCCAAAUGGGGUGCUUUGUGCCGUGUGACCUUUGUGAAAUGACCUUGGUGGAUGGGGUUGCGACUCGAGUUGGAGCCGGGGACAACCAAUUAAAAGGAGUCUCGACAUUCAUGGCUGAGAUGCUAGAGACUGCAAACAUUCUUAAGUCAGCCACGAAGAAUUCUUUAGUCAUAGUGGAUGAGUUGGGCAGAGGAACAUCAACGUACGAUGGGUUCGGUCUUGCGUGGUCUAUAGCAAAACACAUAGCAGCAGAGUUGGAAUGCUUCUGCCUGUUCGCUACUCACUUCCACGAACUGACCUCAUUGGCAGACGAACUUAGCUGCGUUACUAACUUACACGUCACCGCCGUAACCUCAGAGGAUAAAUUAACUUUGUUGUACAAAGUUGAAAAGGGUGUAUGUGAUCAGAGCUUUGGUAUCCAUGUCGCAGAGAUAGUCCAAUUUCCAAAGCAUGUGGUUGAGAAUGCCAGAAAGCUGGCCAGUGAGAUGGAACAGGCAGCUACGUCGUUCGUUGGAUCCAACAAAUCCAACGAUGGUAUGGAGUUGAAUGAAAAUGGCGAUGAUGAAGAAAAAUUUUUAUCUAAGGUGACUUUGGAAGAAGCAAAAAAUUUUUUAUCGAAAGCCAAGGAAUUAUCAGCGGACUGUACAGAUGAUGUUACUCUCUGGAAUAAAAUACAGGACUUGAAAAAAUCUAUGGUGGAGAACUGCUGUCAGUGAGACAAAUUAACUUGGUACUCUGAAGAUUUUUGUGUAGUAUUUUUUUAUCUGAAAAAAUUAAUGAAGUUACUUGUAUCAUUUUUAAAUUGUUUCAUUUUAAAGAUGGUUUGAAAAUCAAACAAGACUGUAUUUAAAAUUAGUGAUUGCCUAGUUUUUGUAAUAAAAAUAAAAUCCAAUG